UGCCCCAAAAAACAGACACAGUCAUUCCAAUUCACUCAUCUCAUUUACUGAUUAUUCACACAACAUUGCCAAGCAACAACACAUACAAACAUGGCCACUAUCCCUCCUUCACCUUCAACAUCUGUGGAAAUUGAACCUCCCCCAGACAUAGCAACUCCAGUCUGGUCGCUUGUGCAACCAAGACCCAUUCAUCCACCUCAGUUUUCCACUUUCCACUUCACCCCAACUCAGUUCAGCAGUCCCCAUCCCCGGUCUCAGGUGCAUUUUGCCUCCAUGCCUCCAGGUGGCGCUACUUCAUUUCAGCCAGAACCUAUGCAACUUUGCACAUCCACUGAAACUACACCAUCUUCUUCAGUGUCACAGCAUCGCCUGCCUGGUCACCUCCCAACUCCUGGAAAAGAAAUUCACCAUUUGACUGCACAAGUUCAAGGUAACUGGGACAACUUGUUUGAUUUCAUGAAACAUCAGGAGAAAGCUGUGAACGAACUCACCCAGGAGCAAAAGACAGCCACUUCCCAUCAAGAAAAACAACUUGGAGACCUGACUGCCAAAAUGGAGGCUAACCAGCAACAAAUUUUCACCACGUUAACUGCAACAAAAGCAGAUUUAGCCAAUUCCGAUCAACUAGUCAAAGCCAUGAAAGUGAUGAUCUCACAAGAGCUACAAAAAGUAGAAUCUACGUUUAUUUCUGAAGUCCGUUUUAUGGUGGAUCAACUUCAGGUUGAACUUCAGGGAGACAUCAGAGCCACACAAAAGAACCUUCAAAAGGAUCAUGAGCAGCUCUCCACUGAAUGUAAUCAGUGCAUCAUUCAAAUUGACAAGCUAACAACACAAGUAAAUGAGCUUCAAACAAACAUAGAGGAAGUCAAACGGCAAGGAAAAGAAAUGGCUGAUCACCACAGUAAAGGGAUACAACCACCACCCAGUGCCAUACUUACCGCAUACCCAUCACCACUAGAAAAUGCCCCAGAGUGUCCUCCUAUUCCUGCUGGAAAAAGUGACCAUUUAAAAUUGACCUUUCCCACAUUUGGAAGACCGUCGGAUGACGCCGAUCCUCUGCUGUACCUAACAAGGUGUCAGGAUUUCUUGGCAUUGCACCCACUUGCAGAGACCGACCUCUUGGCAACCUUCCGCAGCGUACUCCACGGCACUGCACGUGACUGGUGGGAAGUCGCCCGAUCUUCAGUAACGACAUGGAACGAAUUCGAGAGUGUUUUCCUCUCAGCCUUCCUCUCCGAAGACUACGAAGAUGAGUUGGCUGAAAGAGUCCGCGCAAGGUAUCAAGGAGAGAGAGAAUCUAUCAGAGAUUUUGCCUUUACAUAUCGAGCUCUUUGCAAAAGAUGGAAACCUUCCCUAACUGAACAUGAAAUAGUACAAAUGAUUCUCAAAAAUUUAAAACCUUACCUUGCCAGUCAGCUACGUAGUCGUGUGAGCACCGUUGAGGAACUGGUAAAGCUGGGACAUCAGCUAGAGAAGGACCAUGAGCAGCAAAUGCAAUAUGAAAAAUGUAUGAGCAGAAAAUCACCACAAGAAGUAAUUCCAAAAAACAUUAAACCCACUGACCAACCCCAAGUGCAAUGUUGGAGAUGUAAGGGACAUCACUCACCUGGAUGUUGUCCACUUUAUGGCAACCCAUCCACAAACCAACCUGCAAAACAACAACAUCCUUUCACUAGUCAACGAUCAUUUCAUUCCCGCAAGUCUGGAGGUCAAGCAACUAGUAAUUCUGUGACAGCCACAACAAAUAAAAGAUUGUCCACUUCCAAGAAAUCACCCCCUACACCAAUGCCUGGUUCUCCUGUUGUCAUCCCACAACAACUGAUCGUUCCAAUCCGCAUUGGUGGGUGGUCUGGAAAGGCCAUCAUGGACACAGGGGCCAGCUACACCAUGAUCCAUGAGAGUUUGUGGAAAAAUCUCUUUCCACAAGAGAACCUCCAAUCUUGGUCUCGCGGUCCACUGUAUUUGGCUAAUGGCGAAGCAGAGGUGCCUUUAGGAUGGUUGCAGUUACCAAUCCACAUUCACAAUAACACUUUCACUUUACCUGUCGCUGUCCUUUCCCCUAAAGCACUCGCCUACGCUGUAGUUCUGGGACUGGAUUUCAUCUUCUUCAGUGGCCUACAAAUUAAUGUAAUCGACAGUAAAUAUUCAUUUAAGUCCUCCCCACAAGAAGAUCAUCCAUUUCAACCUGGCAAUGCAAGUGUACCUGAUAUCAGCCCUCAACGUCAAAAGACGGGACCACAUGUAAAGACUUUUAACCAAAGCCUUUCACUGUUAAGCUCAAUCCCUCCACCACAACCUGUAUGCCGAUCAUCACCAUUUAUCAGUACAGAUGCACAAUGUUUAAUUGACACUGCUGUAAGUGAAGCACACUUACCCCCUGCUGAAAAAGACAGACUGAGGAGAAUUCUGGAGUCCAACACUCAGGUGUGCACCCUUCAACCAGGUCGUACUGAUGUCCUACAACACACUAUUUAUACACAAUAUCAAGUGCCCAUUAAGCAACGGCCAUACCGCAUGUCCCCAGCCAAACAAGCAGUGGUACAAGAGCAACUUGUGGAGAUGUUGAAUGCAGGAAUUGUAGAACCCUCACAUUCUGGCUGGGCCUCCCCUGUAGUCCUUGUUCCCAAAAAAGAUGGCAGCCUUAGAUUUUGUGUAGAUUACCGUAAGCUUAAUACCAUCACUGAGAAUGAUGCUUACCCCCUUCCCAACAUCACUGAAAUCCUUGAAUCUCUGUCUGGAGCAGCCAUCUUUUCAACCAUCGAUCUCAACAGUGGCUACUGGCAGGUGGCUAUGGACCCCCAGAGUAAAUCAAAGACAGCAUUCAUCACUCCAUCAGGGCUCUUCCACUUUAAUGUCAUGCCAUUUGGAUUAAAAAAUGCACCUGCAACAUUCCAGAGGUUAAUGGAAACAGUACUGGGAGACUUACGAAGAAACAUUUGCUUUGUCUACAUCGAUGAUAUUAUCAUAUACUCACUAUCUGUAGCUCAGCACUUCAAGGACCUUCAAACUGUUCUCAAUCGACUGCAGGAAGCUGGAUUGACCAUAAACCUUAAAAAGAGCAAGUUCUGCCUUACAGAAAUUACAUUCCUGGGACAUGUGGUUAGCAUCAAUGGCAUCACAGCAGACUCAUCCAAAGUUGAGGCCAUCAGAUCUUACCCUGUGCCAAGGAACAUCAAAGAGGUCCAGCGUUUUCUUGGACUAGCUGGAUGGUAUCACCGCUUUGUCCCAAAUUUCUCCAAGAUCGCUGAACCCAUCAAUACACUGAAAAAGAAGGGACAUUCUUUUCACUGGUCACCCCAAUGCCAGGAAGCUUUUGAAGAAUUGAAGGCACAUCUCACAUCACCUCCUAUCCUUGGCCAUCCAAAUCUCCAACUACCGUUCAUUGUGUACACCGAUGCCAGUGAUUCCGGACUCGGUGCUGUAUUAACGCAACGGAAAGCUCAAGGACUGGAGAAAGUCAUUGCAUACGCAAGCCGCACCCUUAACAAAGCUGAGACAAAUUACUCUGCUACAGAGAAAGAGUGCCUAGCAGUCAUAUGGGCACUUGAGAAAUGGCAACAUUACCUGGAGCACAAGAUGUUCACCGUAGUCACUGACCAUUCUGCACUACAGUGGGUCUUAAGUUCCCCAAAAACCACCAGCCGUCUCAUUAGAUGGGCCCUACGAUUGCAAAGGUUUGAUUUUGUAAUUGAAUACCGAAAGGGAAAACUCAAUGUAGCCCCUGAUGCUUUGUCUAGGAUUUCCAGCUUACCUUGUUGCAGCUUGUACUCCAGCCAGAAAGAGGAUAUUGAGUUUCCAGUCUCUGUUGUGUCAAUAUGGGAAGAACAACAGAAAGAUCCUGAGAUCAUAAAUGUUUUUAAAGCAUUGGCAGAGAACAAUAACAGUGAUCUAAAAGACAAAUAUGAAGUUGUGGAGGACAAACUAUAUCACAAGACCCACCUGUCAAAUGGCCAAGUUCACUACAGAGUGUACCUGCCUAGCAGUCUUAUUCCAGCUGUCCUUCAUCACUACCAUUCCCAUCCUUUAAGCGGCCAUGGAGGUAUCUAUAAAACCUACAAGCGACUACAAGAUGUUGUUUUCUGGCCAGGGAUGUGGACUGAUGUCAAAAAUUAUGUUAAGCACUGUAUAAAGUGUCAAACACUUAAAAGUGAAAAUCAGAAACCGGCUGGGAAGCUACAACCCAUUACCAUCUCGCAACCCAACAAAAUGGUGGGUGUCGACAUAAUGGGGCCGUUGCCAAGCAGCACACAACGUCAUGAAUACCUUCUGGUUUUUGUGGAUUACUUCACUCGCUGGGUUGAGUUGUUUCCCUUGCGCCGUGCAAAUGCACAAACCAUAGCGAAGAUUCUCAGGACCGAAAUCCUUACCCGGUGGGGUGUUCCAGACUUCAUCUUGUCUGACCGUGGUACCCAAUUUGUUUCCUCCAUGUUCAAAGAGCUGUGUGCAAAAUGGAAUCUCAACCAAAAUUAA
Molecule: messenger RNA, 4470 nt
Organism: Onychostoma macrolepis
Lineage: Eukaryota; Metazoa; Chordata; Actinopteri; Cypriniformes; Cyprinidae
Exons: 1
Coding region: 91-4470 (1459 amino acids)
Biological process (GO): DNA integration
Molecular function (GO): nucleic acid binding
Source: RefSeq, a predicted model, not a curated record